UAAUUGAAGAAAUCUCACCAAAAUUCAAGAUUAAACCUAAUUUUGAAAAUGUUAGAUAAGCACAACAUCAACAAACUUUACUGCAACCUAAACAUGCAGGGCGGGGGGCCUGAUAAAUUGAGAAACACUACUUUACUCUGUUCUUCCCCAGUCUUCCCUGGCCUGACUCUUUUCCAUGUGCAGAUCAUGCCCAGUUCCCUUACAUUUUUUUGGAACCACCUGAGGGUGAUACAAAUAGACAGCAGGCUGCAUUCAUUGAUAGAUCAAUGAAUUUAUGUUAUUGGAUGAGCAAAGAAGGUACUUUCAAAAAAGAGCAAACAGCCGCAACCUUCAUUUCACCAUUGUACUGAGAGUAGAGUUGAAGUGGGUCGGGCUUCUGGUCAGGAUGCCUCCUGAUCGCCACCUGGUGAGGUGCUCCGGGCUCGUCCCACUGGGAGGAGGCCCUGACGAAGACCCAGGAUACGUUGGAGGGACGAUGUCUCUCAGCUGGCCUGGGAACGCCUUGGGAUUCCUCUGGAGGAGCUGGAACAAGUGGCUGGGGAGAGGGAAGUCUGGACCUCCCUGCUUUGACAGCUAACCCCUGUGACCCGAACCCAGAUAACCGUAAAAGAUGGAUGGAGGAGAGUUUGAGAAUUCUGUUGUAGAUGGUCGUGGUUGUGAAUAGGAAAGAGCUCCUGUAGCAGUCUGUAUUACAGAAAAUUUGAAGAAACCUCUAACUGAAGACACUCUUUUUUUGUCCAUAAUUUUCUUGAUUUUAUGUAAAAUCCAUCUCUAGAGGUUCCACAGUCCCCAGAACAGAUCCAGAACAGAACCAGCCUUCUUUAUCAGGUUGUUGAACCCUUUUAUGUCCCUGGCUCUGAUACUGCUGCCCCAACACAUGACAGCAGAAAAGAUGAAGCCCUCAACAGCAGACUUAUAGAAGAUCUACAUCACAGGUGUCAAACUCCAGUCCUCAAGGGUCACUGUCCUGCAGGUUUUAGAUGAGCCGCAGGUACAAAACACUGGAAUGAAAUGGCUUAAUGACCUCCUCCUUGUGUAGAUCAGUUCUCCAGAACCUUAAUGACCUGAUUAUUCUAUUCAGGUGCUGCAGCAGAGGCACAUCUAAAAGUUGCAGGACAACUUGAUUACUGGAGUUAGAGACCCCUGAUCUACAUCAUCUUACUUCAAACCCUGAAGGACCUUAGAUUCCUCAAGAAGAACAGUCUGCUCUGUCAUUUCCCUGUGGACUGCUUACCUUUUUGUUUUGGCACUAACUAAUGUCAAGAACAAGAUGAUAAAAUGUUUCUGUGGUCAAAAUAUUGUAACUUUUACCUGCAAUGAUCAAAUUCUAAACCCGCUGUAGAUGAGGUUCUCUUCCCCUGGUAUACCACUUGAUGACUUCAAUAAAUUAUCUUUUGAUAUGAUAAUGAUGAGCCCUCCUUGCCAGCCGUUUACCAGGUUAGGACUUCAGGGUGAUGUUGCAGACCCCAGAUGUAAGAGCUUCCUCUUCAUCCUUGAUCUUCUUCCAAGGCUUUGCAAGCUGCCAACAUAUAUCCUGCUGGAAAAUGUCAAAGGUUUUGAGAGCUCCUCAGCCAGGGACUAUUUGACAAAAACCCUGAGUGGCUGUGGCUACACUUACCAGGAAAUCAUGAUCUCCCCGACAAAUGUGGGGGUUCCAAAUUCACGACUGCGUUAUUUCCUGGUUGCUAAAAUGUCUGCAGAAAAUUCGAGCAUCCAGACAAGUGCCAAGGGAGAAGCUGGAGGUGUCACUCAAUGGUCCUCAGUUUCUUCUCCAAGUGAGAUGAUGUCAUCAAACUACCAUACCAAUGGUUGUUCCUUUUCCCAUGUGAUGGACAGUGAGUUUCCUGAACGGUCCUCUGUCUUGAGAUCUAAAUGUCAGAAUACUGACCGGCCAUCGGAAGACAACCCCAAUGUUCAUGUCUUGUAUAAACGCGAGACUCAAAUGGAUUCCCAAAAGAAGACUGAUCAGAACAAAAACCUAUCUGUUCAACAAAUACAAGACUACUUGGAACCUCAGAUGAAUAUAGACAUGGGACUUUAUCUCCUUAAACCUAAAACCUUGUUGCGGUAUGGCUCAAUUUUGGAUAUUGUUCAGCCCCACAGCCGGAGGUCUGUCUGCUUCACUAAAGGUUAUGGAAGGUAUGUGGAAGGAACUGGAUCAGUUCUACAGUGCUGCAUGGAAAAUGAGAUUAGUAGUGUGUUUACCAAUCUGGACCAGUUGACUGAAGAGGAGAAGCUCCAGAAAAUGUUAAAAUUAAGUCUACGUUAUUUUACUCCGAGAGAAGUAGCCAACCUGAUGGGCUUCCCUCAGAGUUUCUCUUUUCCAGAGGAUAUCUCAAUCAUCCAGCAGUACAGAGUUUUGGGAAACAGUCUCAAUGUUGUGGUUGUGUCCAGACUUCUACAGCUGAUGACAUCUGAGCAUUUUGGACAUUCUGAAGGAGAAGAGCAGUUCUCUGUCUUGGAAAAUGAGUAUCUGUGCUCUUAAUUCUGUCGCUGUGGAUGAAGAGUUGUGGAUAUAAAUGUUGAUCAAACAUCAUGAAAUAGAAUUUAUUUACAGAGCGCACGCAACCCUUUUAUGGCAUCAGCGAAGUACCAUUGACAAAACCCCUACUUAUUAUAUUCUUAUGUACUGUAGUCACACAGCUUUCUCUCAUUCUGUUUGCAAUACAUUUAGUUUUUUAACUGAUGCAAGCAAAGAAAAUCUCUCCGUCCAGAUAAGCAGAAGACACUGAAAUUGUCAUCACAUUGUUAUACCAUAAAUAUUAGCUGCAUUGCAAGGCAGCGAAACUUAGCUAGCUUUUCUUUGCUACCCUUUCUAUUUAUAAUGAAUCAUUAAGCUCUUCAUUUCAUGCUAAUAAGUAUAGGGUCAGGUUAAUCUUGCCUGAUAUAAAAUAAAUGGGUAGAUGCUGCUGCAUUGUUGCAGUUUAUUCAACUACACAAAGCAGUAGAGGAUAUGUGGCUGUUAUGUCAGUGUGUCUUAAAAUCUGCUUUCAAAGUUGGCUGUUAUUUUACUUUUUUAAAAUUUUUCUCUUAUGUACAAAUCCAUAUUUUGUCAUUUUCAACCAAAAGUGUCAGUGUAUUGUUUUCUGGGUUUUGUGACAUAUUUGCAUAGCCAUUUAACAUCUGUGACAGCUGCAUAUGUAUUCUUCACCUUUCAUUCUGACUUCUUUAAGUAAAACCCAGUGAAACAUAUUUCAGUUUUUCUAAUAAGAAUUAGCCCUCUUGCUAAUCAGAAUCAGUUUCAUUGGUUAAGUUUGUGUGCACAAUGAAUUUGAUGUUUUCACAUGCUCAGACAUUAAGUAUAGAUAUGCAAACAUUUGUGUAGCUAAAAUAAAGAUAGAAGAUGUACAUAUAUAAAGAUCAAAAUAAUGA
Messenger RNA from Gambusia affinis (western mosquitofish), 3372 nucleotides. It is a transcript of the gene trdmt1, whose product is annotated as tRNA aspartic acid methyltransferase 1. The record is from RefSeq and is a predicted model, not a curated record. NCBI's taxonomy places the organism in Eukaryota, Metazoa, Chordata, Actinopteri, Cyprinodontiformes, Poeciliidae. The transcript has 11 exons. Gene Ontology annotation, molecular function: methyltransferase activity. Bases 1343 to 2485 code for a protein of 380 amino acids.